AUGCCGCCGUCCCAACUCAAACAGCUCAAGGCGUCUCUGCGCGACAGCGGCGUAAUCCGCCCGCAGCAUUCAAAAAAGAAGCGCCGUCAAGACGACAAGAACGGCGCCAAAGCGGCACAGACACGCAUCCAGCGGAAUGCGGCUUUGGAGCGGAUUCGAGAGCAGUUCAAUCCGUUUGAGAUCAAGCCGGCAGCGCGGGGUGCCAAAUUCGAUGUGACUACUAGAGAUGGCUCGUCCAAGGCUGGGGGACAAGCCCGGCCGGGUGUGACCAAGUCUUUGGGAGAAGAGCGAAGACGGGAAACGCUAUUGAGAGAACUACAUUCGCGAAACAAGGUUGGCGCUAUCAACGAUCGACGAUUCGGCGAAAACGAUCCCACCAUGACGCCCGAAGAGAGAGCCGCCGAACGGUUUGCUCGCGAAAGCCAGAGAAAGCUCCGCAAAGAAUCCCUGUUCAAUUUGGAAGAGGAUGGGGAGGACGAUGAACUGCUGCUCACGCAUUUAGGCGAAUCUUUAUCUUUUGGGGAGAAAGGUGAUGACUUUACCGAGGACUUGGAGGCCGGUCAAUCGUCAGACGACGACGAGGAGGCUGGCCUAAAGCGCAAGCGGAUAGCACCUCUUGACGAAGUUGACGACAUGGAGGGUCUUGCUUCUGACGACGAUGAAAACCAAGAAGAGCCGCUGCGGAAAAGAUCCAAAGCCGAGGUCAUGAAGGAAGUCAUGGCCAAGUCGAAACUGCACAAGUUUGAGCGACAAAAGACAAAGGAAGAAGACGACGAGCUCCGGGCCGAACUCGACCAGGGGCUGCCGGAUUUGUUUGACCUGAUGCGCGGUAUCAAACCGGCGCCCAAGCCAGAAGCCAAAGCAGAACCUCCUAAAGAGUUUGGGCAUAUGGACCCUGCUCGGGCAGCUCUUUUACAAGGCAAGAACAAGGGCGAAACGGAUGCCGAGUAUGAUAAACGACUGAAGCAAAUGAUGUACGACAAACGGUCGCAGCCGACUGACCGCACCAAGACGGAGGAAGAGAAGGCGCAAGAGGAUGCAGCAAGACUAAAAGCGCUGGAAAUUGAUAGAUUGCGCCGUAUGCGUGGAGAGGAAGACAGCGAGGUCGAGUCUGAAAAGGAGGAGGAGAUGGUGGAGGAGGAGAAUGACGAUUUCAUUCCGGACGACGCCAAAGCGUUUGGUCUGGCCUAUGAGGAUCCGACUCGUGCGGAGUUGGGAGUAGAGGACGAGGAUGAUUUCGUGAUUGACGACGACCUGGUUGAAACAGACUCGAACGCCAGUCUUUCGUUUAUCCAGAGUGACGAGGAGGAGGAAGAGGAAGAGGAAGAACCCGAGAGUGACGACGAAUUGAUGAACGAAUUUGCCGACUCGAGCACGGACAUGAAGACACUUUCGGUUUCUGCCGACACCAACACCAAACUAGCCUACACGUAUCCAUGCCCUGGGAGCCACGAGGAAUUGCUGGCUGUGCUCAAAGACGUCCCAGUCGACGACAUCCCAGUAGUCAUCCAGCGCAUCCGAGCUCUUUACCAUCCACGCUUAAACGCAGAAAACAAAGCCAAACUCGGACGGUUCUCGCAGGUGCUCGUUGAACAUGUGGCCUACAUGGCCACCCAAAAAGACAGAGGGUCGUUUACAGUCAUCGAAAACAUGCUCCGGCAUAUCCACUCCAUGGCAAAGAGCAACGGCGAGCCCGUGGCGCACGCAUUCCGCGAGCAUCUCCGCAAGAUAUCGACAGAACAGCCUCUAAACCUGCAGCCGGGCGAUCUAGCCAUCCUAACAGGCGUCAUGACCGUGUUCCCCACGUCGGACCAUUUCCAUGCUGUCGUCACGCCUGCCAAUCUCUGCAUUGCGCGGUAUCUCGGGCUGAGCAGUGUUAAGAGCGUAUCAGACCUUGCUACGGGGGCAUACCUGGCGACGCUGUGUCUACAGUUUCAGAGUCUUGCGAAAAGGUUUGUGCCCGAGUUUGUCAACUACUGUUUGAGCGCACUGAGCAUGCUGUCACCUACGGAGAUCAAGCAGAACCUUGGACCGGUGUUUCUCCGCGCCUCGGAGGAGUCGCUACGACUAGUCUCGGCUGGAAAUGAUAUCAAAAAGCUGAGAUUCUGGGACGUGAUCGGCACAGACAUCUCUCCAGAGUCUACAGAAUCUCUCAAGGCCAGUCUCAUAGAAUUGUUUGUGUCUUUGCUAGAGAGCGCAGCCACACUCUGGAGCGGCAACAAAUCCGCCUUUGAAGAAAUCUUCCACCCAGCCCAGCUCGUGCUUAAACAGCUCCAAAAAGCUAGCCUGCCACCACAACUCAAGACCAAAACCUCCUCGACACUCACGCACCUCACCACUCUCUCCAAACAAUCCCGCCGCGCGCGCCGCCCCUUGUUGCUACACAACCACCGGCCGCUCGCCAUCAAAACCUCCAUUCCCAAAUUCGAAGAAGACUUCAACCCAGACCGCCACUACGAUCCGAACCGCGAGCGCGCAGAACUCAGUCGACUGCGGGCCGAGCACAAGCGCGAGCGCAAGGGGGCGAUGCGCGAGCUGCGCAAGGAUGCCAACUUUGUGGCACGCGAGUCGCUGCGCGAGAAGAAGGAGCGCGAUGCAGCUUAUGAGAAGAAGUACAAGCGGCUUGUGGCAGAGAUUCAGGGCGAGGAGGGCCGUGAAGCGAAAGCGUAUAAUAGGGAGAGGAAAAUGCGUACGGGGAAAAAGUAA
Messenger RNA from Talaromyces rugulosus, 2706 nucleotides. RefSeq lists its product as uncharacterized. The record is from RefSeq and is a predicted model, not a curated record. The coding region runs from base 1 to 2706 and encodes 901 amino acids. The transcript has 2 exons. Gene Ontology annotation, cellular component: small-subunit processome; Noc4p-Nop14p complex; nucleolus. Lineage: Eukaryota; Fungi; Ascomycota; Eurotiomycetes; Eurotiales; Trichocomaceae. Gene Ontology annotation, biological process: maturation of SSU-rRNA.